Messenger RNA from Pyricularia grisea, 3021 nucleotides. RefSeq lists its product as uncharacterized. The record is from RefSeq and is a predicted model, not a curated record. The coding region runs from base 721 to 3021 and encodes 766 amino acids. NCBI's taxonomy places the organism in Eukaryota, Fungi, Ascomycota, Sordariomycetes, Magnaporthales, Pyriculariaceae. The transcript is spliced from 2 exons.
GUGCCACUCAAGCCUGCGCCGCAACACUGGGUUUUGUGUUACGCUCCGCACACGAAGAGAGAAGUUCUUGAGAUUUACAACGUGGAAAAGGUAGACUGCGACGACCCAAGGCUGUCGACUUUCGCGGCGGGGGCCAACCGACCACGAGGCAAAGAGCCAAGACUCGCUGGCAGGACUGUGGUGUCAAGUCAAGUCGCCAUGUCUUGACAAUCCAGUGCGACGAUAUGGGAUGGCAAAUCUCAAUAUUUCGCUACAUGAGCUGAACCAUCGCGUGUGAUCAUCGCGGAUCCCUUUUAUUACCUUUUAUUGUCAAGCACUGAGGGUAAAAUGCUCAUGCUACGGUACUCACAGUGGGAGCAUCAGCAGCAGUGGUGACCCACAUCUCUGGCCUGACCAAUGGUGCCUGGGACUCUAGCACCCCGCCCUCGGCGCGCUCCGAGUUCUUUCAUUCACGAAUGGAAUGCACUCUCUUGCUACCAAUUCCACGCUGCCGUCAUGACUGUUUCCUGACAUGACACUGGUCGGGUACGACGCCAGCUUGACCACCCACAACUGCCACCUGGAACCGGGGCAACCUGUGCGGCGUCUUUGAUAUCAAGGCCUGCCACCUUAGUUUCCCUGAAGCUUCAGCUGCGAUUGUACCGUCUUUGGAUUUCUCCUCACCAUCAACCAUUACCACCCUGACCAACUAUAAGCUCUUUUCUCUCCCGGCGCUUCAGGAUGUACUGCCAUGUUUGCAUCCAGACGCUUCGGGACCGCCACCGGGGAGUGAUGGAUCUCCCUAAUGGCGUAAUGCUCUUACAUCAUCAAACCUACUCGUCUUUCAAGUCAUCGGCAGCUUCUUGUGCCAUCUGUACUUGUCUGUGGGAAAAGGUAUCACGCCUACCGACUGGAUUCGGCGGCAUGGUUGAGGACUGGAUUGCAAAAGGUGAUAAUGAGGCACCGCCUGAAGCCCUGCCGGACCGGUGGCCGGUAUUUGAAUACGCUCGUCGGUAUUACGCAACAACUUUGUCGCUGGUUGAGAACAAGGCUGCCGCCGCCGCUGGAUUAGAGCACGUUAAAUUCUAUAUUGAGGCGAAUUGCAACAUCCCACCAACGGCGUCGCACUUGAGCUGUACAUCGGCUGCGGUAGCUUACAUAUGUGUGUUUGAUCUUGUUGAUAUUCACGACAGCCCAACCAACCUUCUUCAAUUUGACGAUAACACUUUCGCUGCAUCGCCAAGAAGGAUAGCUUCAUCUUGGAUCGACGAGUGUCUUUCGAGCCACGCACUAUGUCUCAAGGCCGGGUCUGUGGACUCAGGAUGGCUGCCAACCCGCCUCAUUGACGUGGGUCGGCAGGGAGAAGUUCAGAACGUGCGUCUGGUCACGACUGCCAGCGAGCCUACUCUUCUGGGGUCAUUUGCUCGAUAUGCGACACUUAGCCACUGCUGGGGUACGGCUUCCUUCUUGACUCUAACCAAGUCUCGGUUCGGAGAUUUGUCUCGAGGCAUUCCGCUUGCAAAUUUACCCAGGACCUUCCAGGAAGCCAUCACCGUGUGUCACCAUCUAUCAAUUGGCUACAUCUGGAUCGACUCGUUGUGCAUUAUCCAAGAUGACGUGGACGACUGGCUUUCCGAGUCUGUGAGAAUGGAAAGCGUGUACGCCAAUGGCUUCAUCAACAUUGCCGCCAGCACCUCCCAGGAAAGCUCCCAAGGCCUUUUCCGUCGACGAGAUCCCAGCCAAAGUCCUGUUCGGCAUCCCCUGGAGGUGGAUUUUGAAGGCACAAAUGGAGCGGAUUGUGAAGAAACUACAGAGUAUGAAGAGCAGCAAGAAUCAAAACAAAAAGGCAGACAGUUGCACAAAUGCUUGAUUGUAUCCCGAGAGGAGUGGAUGAGCGACGUGGAACAAAGCACCCUCGCCAUGCGAGGCUGGGUACUCCAGGAGCGUCUUUUGUCGCCUAGAAUCCUGAUCUUUGGAAACCGUCAGAUCUAUUGGCAAUGUUUUCAGACUUUGCGUAGUGAGGAGGGAACACCGAUGCUGCGACCUAUUUAUGACAAGGACAUCAAAAUUCCUUUUGGUCGUGCGCUCAAAGAUCAUCAUGAUUGUCAAGGAGAAGACGGGACCAAAAGGCUCCUGGCACUAUGGAAUCAGAUUGUCAGUAUUUACUGUCGCGCUCAGCUCACAAAGCCUACGGAUCGUCUCGUAGCUCUAUCAGGUCUGGCCAAGGCGUUUUCGCAGAAGCUACCGCAAGAUAAAUACCUAGCCGGAAUGUGGCAGAGCAACCUGCGUCUAGAUCUUCUCUGGAAGUGCAAUUAUUAUUUUGAAUAUUACUCUCUCGCCGCUACUCCUUCAUCCUCAUCGUCGCCGAGUCUCCAACAAACCGAGUAUUGCGCCCCAACCUUUUGCUGGGCAUCGGCGUCUCUGCCUAAUGACAUUGAGACAGUAUCCAUCUCAGAAAACCCCAUAGUGUUUUAUUUUACAGUCCUGGACUUGCAAUUAACGCACAAAACCGAGGAUACCACCGGCCCUGUAACCGGUGGAUAUUUGGACAUUCAGGCCAAAUUAAUCAGGGUCGUGUUGUCUUUUACUGAGGCGUCUACAACAUCAAUCCGGGGUCCGGGAAUAGUGCCAGUAAAUAUCAAUUUCGGCCUUGAUAGAGACGGUAAUCCUGUAUCCCCACUGGGAGAAAUAUAUGCUCAGUUCGAUCGCGCCAUUGAACUUCACAAUGAUGACGAAUUGGUAGUCUAUUUUUUCGUGGCCGCGGUUGAUGUCUACUUUGACAGCAGCGACGAAACGGAGGAUUCUGGUGGACGGUCAUGGGUCGCCCUAGGGGCUACAUGCAUGCUUCUCGAGGUGGUGGACAUGGAGUCUGGCAUUUACCGUCGCAUCGGCAUGGCAGAUCGGCUGGAAACAUUUCUCAAGUACAAGGGGGAUGAUUUGGAAAACCCAGAGCAUGGCUUACUCAAGGCUCAUGGCUUGCCAGAUGCGCCCAUUCCAAAUAGGGGACGAAGUGAUGAGGAGUAUAUCUUUCGAAUUAUCUAG